UUCAUAUGACGUCAGUCGCACAUGGUGACGUAUAUAUCAUGCGACGCUAGGGGUUGGCGUGGCAACGCUCGGUUGUUUAGAUGUCCUAGCAAAGCUCUGCAUGCAUAUCAGACCACAUUUGGGGCAGUAUUUUGUGGUAAUUUUAUCAUGAUCGAGUCGUCUCUUCGUUCUUUAGGAGCGAAAGUUGUUGUAGCUGCUUCCAACGAUGAGAACCACCCGCCAGAAAAUAUUAUCGACGGAAACACCAACACAUUUUGGAUGUCCACGGGAAUGUUUCCUCAAGAAUUCAUCAUUCGUUUUGCUGAAAUGACAAACGUUUCUUCAGUGACCAUGGACAGCUACAACGUCAAGCACCUAAAAGUAGAAAAGAACACGUCACAAAACGCCUCUCACUUUGAGUUUGUGGCAGAGAAAGAAUUGAAACUCACGGAGGGACAUCUUCAGACAAAUUCUAUUUCACUAAAUGGAACCACUGCCACUCACCUUCGUUUCAUCAUCACCUCAGGAUACGAUCACUUUGUUUCAGUGCACAGAAUCGCUGUGCAUAAAUGACACUUGCGCUAUUUGCGUCAUUGUUGUCACACCCAUUUAUCACUCAAACCCAGUGAGGUGUUACAAGAAAUAUACACCGGAUAUAAAAGUCUGCUCACCACUUGUUCAAAUGCCAAGUGUCUGUAUUAUAUA
Molecule: messenger RNA, 684 nt
Organism: Syngnathus acus (greater pipefish)
Lineage: Eukaryota; Metazoa; Chordata; Actinopteri; Syngnathiformes; Syngnathidae
Gene: hspb11
Product: heat shock protein family B (small) member 11
Exons: 5
Coding region: 22-552 (176 amino acids)
Biological process (GO): intraciliary transport
Cellular component (GO): intraciliary transport particle B; centrosome; cilium
Source: RefSeq, a predicted model, not a curated record